UAACCUUGUCAUUUCAAGUUUAAACUUAGAAAUUAAGUAGCCGCCCAACCGCUAUCAUCUAGGUCAAUAACUCGCUUUUCCUUUUCCCAAUUCAAUUCAGUUUCAACUCAGUUUGACUCAGUUUGAGGUGAGAUUUUGAGCACAACACAUCAGAAUUUAAAUCAACAAUGAAUACUCAAAAUUACGCAAUUCACGCUUCUUUCGCAAUUGCAAUCGGAGUAGCAACUUAUUACAUAUUUUCAUCACUUAAAAAGAGGAAAUUGCCGAAAAAAUGGGUUAAAGUGGGAAAUGUGGAAAAAUUGUUUAUUUAUCCACUAAAAAGUGCGAAAAGAGUCGAGAUACAAAAAGCCAACACCACACUCGGCGGAUUAAUCACGUUGGAAGAGAACGGAAUUCAAUUACGAGAUAGAUCCUUUAUUGUUUAUUCGCAAUCAAAUAACGAGAUGAAAACAGCCCGAACUUACCCGACGUUAUUAAAAAUAGAAUGUUCCCCACAUGAUAAAGAUCACGUGGUUUUCGACGCUCCAGAUCAUCGUCCUCUUUACGUUAAAAUCCCAUCAAAAUCAACAACUAAAACAUCUUUUAUAACUCUCCAUGCUGGUGAACCAAUCGAGACUUUAGAUUGCGGUGAAGAAGCUGCGCAAUGGAUAUCUCGUUAUUUAGAAAAACCCGAAAGUCGAAUCGGGUACCACGACGGCGAUUACAAAAGAGAAAUCAAAAAAAUUGAUAAAAUUUUGCGAGGUUAUAAAGAAUUAAAGAACGCUUCUUUGGGGUUAUACUCCGAUCUUUCCGGGUAUCAUUUAAUCAAUCAAUCAUCAAUUGAUAGAUUAAACUCUGAAUUAGAAGAACCGAUUACCGCGAAUAAUUACAGGCCCAACUUUUUGGUAAAAGGGACCGCCCCGGCUUUUUCCGAAGAAAAAUGGAGUUUGAUUAAAAUUGGAGAUGCGAUUUUUGAGAAUGUUAAACCUUGCACUCGCUGCGUUUUAACCACUAUUAAUCCAGAAACGGCUGAGAGAUCUCAAACGAGGCAACCGUUAAAGACUUUGGAAGCGCUUAAUUUUCUUAAAAAACCCGAACAUAUCGCUUGUGAAGGAAAAGCGCCAGUUAUGGGUAUUAAUUUGGGUUUGAUUCAAAAUGGGUUAGUAAAUGUCGGUGAUACCGUUUAUAUUCCUGAAAAUGAAUUGUAAAUAAUAAAAUUGGUUUGUUAAAAAUGUUUUCAUACAUCCAA
Onthophagus taurus is the source of this 1228-nucleotide messenger RNA. RefSeq names its product Mitochondrial amidoxime reducing component. Lineage: Eukaryota; Metazoa; Arthropoda; Insecta; Coleoptera; Scarabaeidae. The record is from RefSeq and is a predicted model, not a curated record. Gene Ontology annotation, molecular function: catalytic activity; molybdenum ion binding; pyridoxal phosphate binding.